Syngnathus typhle (broad-nosed pipefish) is the source of this 2688-nucleotide messenger RNA. RefSeq lists its product as uncharacterized. The record is from RefSeq and is a predicted model, not a curated record. Gene Ontology annotation, molecular function: nucleic acid binding; zinc ion binding. Lineage: Eukaryota; Metazoa; Chordata; Actinopteri; Syngnathiformes; Syngnathidae. The transcript is spliced from 2 exons. The coding region runs from base 1 to 2688 and encodes 895 amino acids.
AUGGCGCAAUAUCAAGUAAUGCCACCGGAAAAAUUCACGUUCAAGGCAGAAGACUGGCCCAAAUGGAUAAAACGCUUUGAGAGGUUUCACAUCGCAUCAGGUUUGGAAACUCAAACGGAGGAGAACCAAGUGAAUGCACUAAUCUACAGUAUGGGAGAAGAGGCGGAGGACAUUUUGGUUUCCCUACACCUCACCUCAGAACAAAUGAGUGAGUACUACAGAGUCACGCAGAGACUGGAUGCUCACUUUGUAGCUCGGAGAAAUAUAAUUUUUGAAAGAGCUAAGUUUAAUCAGCGGCAGCAAGAGAUGGGCGAGUCGGCAGACAGCUUUAUCACCGCGCUUCAUUGUUUAGCUGAACACUGUGGAUAUGGACAACUACACGAUGAGAUGGUCAGAGAUAGACUUGUAGUUGGACUUCGAGACAAGCGUUUGUCAGAACUGUUGCAACUGGAUCCAGAGCUUACAUUAGAAAAAGCAGUUACAAAGGCUAAACAGAGUGAAAUGGUCAAGAAACAACAAGAAAUGCUGAAAACAAACUUCAAGGGAGACGUCGUUAAUACUCAACUUGAUAGUGUACGCAUCAAACCACAAGGGGGCGCCAGACCCAAACAAAACAAAAUGCAGCUGAAACCAGGAUUUUCCACCAAAGCCAAACCAUGCACAAGAUGUGGAGACACAAAAGGUCACGCUUAUCAGCAAUGCCCUAAGGAUGCCUCAUGCAAUAAUUGCAAAAAGAAGGGACAUUUUGCUAGAAUGUGCAGCUCCAAGAAAAUGUAUGAGGUCAAUCUAGAAAGAUCAGAGGAUUUUUCUUCAGAGGAUAUUUCAUUUUUGGGUUCAGUGGCUUGUGAAUCUUCAGAUCCGUGGAUGACAGAAAUAGAAAUGGACAAGUCUAACGCUGUGUUUAAAAUUGACACAGGCGCGGAUGUGACAGCAGUUCCAGCUGGCAUGUAUGUAAAAGGACAAUUCAAUGAACUAAAGCAAACCAGAAAAGUGCUGAUGGGGCCAGGCAGGUCGCAGUUAAAGGUUAAAGGCAAGUUUUCGGCGACUCUCAAAAGAAAAGACAAAAGCAUAAUGGAGGACAUUUAUGUGGUUGAAGGACUAAGUACAGCUUUACUGAGCAGACAAGCAGCCACUGCAUUACAGCUAGUGGCUAGGCUUGAUACAGCUACUUUGGACAAUAAAGAGACAAUCAAGCAGGAAUUUCUGGAGCUAUUCACAGGGCUUGGAAUUAUGAAAGGAGAAUACCAUAUUGUACUUAAACCGGAAGCACAACCAUUCUCCGUCUCAACUCCACAACGCAUUUCUAUCCCUUUACUGCCAAAGGUUAAAGAGGAACUUUCUCGUAUGGAGCAACAAGGAGUCAUCUCCAAGGUGGAGCAGCCUACAGAAUGGUGUGCACCUAUGGUGGUGGUUCCCAAGCCCGCACGUGGACGAGUGAGAAUAUGUUCAGACCUCACUCAACUAAAUAAGUCUGUUUUGAGAGAAAGGCACCAGCUACCUUCAGUUGAAAACAUGCUUGGACAGCUUUCAGGUGCCAAGGUAUUUUCAAAACUAGAUGCCAAUGCAGGUUUCUGGCAGAUUCCUCUUUCAAAAGACUCAUCACUGCUCACAACCUUUAUCACUCCUUUCGGUCGCUAUUGCUACAAUCGACUGUGCUUUGGACUAUCUUCAGCACCAGAACACUUUCAGAAAUGCAUGCAGCAAAUCCUGGAAGGCCUGGAGGGAGUAGUGUGUCAGAUGGAUGACGUCCUCAUCUGGGGAGUGGAUCAGAAAGAGCACGACAAAAGACUAAGGGAAGCUCUCACAUGUCUACGGGACGCGGGCGUGACACUUAAUGAUAAGUGUGAAUUUUCAAAGACUAAAAUCAAGUUCCUGGGUCAGAUCAUUCAGGCAACUGGAGUUAGCCCCGACCCAGAGAAAUUAAAUGCAGUAAAAGCCAUGAAGGAACCAACCAACAUUUCCGAGGUGAGAAGAUUUCCGGGAAUGGCAAAUCACCUGAGAAAGUUUUUGCCACACUUAGCAGAAAAGACACGUCCACUCAGAGAUCUGUUAAGAAAAACGAACAUGUGGUCAUGGGUACCUCAACAGAUUCAGGCUUUUGAAAGCAUAAAAAUAGACUUGACAACACCUCCUGGGCUGGCAUUGUAUGAUCCUUCAGCUGAUACGCUAGUCUCAGCAGAUUCAUCUUCUUAUGGACUGGGUGCUGUAUUGUUACAGAAAACGAGCACUAUGGACUGGAAACCAGUGGCAUAUGCAUCACGCGCAUUGAGCACCACGGAGCAGCGCUACGCGCAAAUUAAGAAGGAAGCGCUAGCCACAACGUGGGCAUGUGAGAGGUUUGCAGAGUUUUUGAUUGGAAAGGACUUUCACAUUCAAACUGACCACAAACCUCUAGUCCCUCUACUGGGCGCGAGAAAUCUGGACGAACUACCUCCACGUAUACAACGCCUGAAAAUGCGUCUCAUGAGAUUUUCAUUCACCAUAUCCCAUGUGGCCGCAACAGCUGAUGUUCUAUCAAGAGCACCGGUGACGUCUUCGGAGGAAAGACUACGUGAGGAAGAGAUCAACCUCUACGCCGACACCGUAGUGGACAGCCUCCCUGCAACUGAGAAGAGACUUAAAGAGAUUCAGUCUCAUCAGGACAAAGAUGACAUUUUGCAGCAGCUUAAGCAGUUCUGUGUGAACUGA